AUGGUGGACGACGAGAUAAUCUUCCCGGGCCACAUCGACAUGGGUGACAUGGCGGAUCUCAUGGUCGGCGAGGCUGACCUGGACGGCUUUUCCGACGACGAGCUUGACGUGGACGAAUUGGAACGCCGCAUGUGGAAGGACCGCCUCAAGCUGAAGCGGAUCAAAGACUGCCAGAAGAUUAAGGAUGCUCCAGAGGCUCAGGAGAAUAAGGAGGACGAGGAGGAGGAGGACGACUUUAAACCGCGCCAGAAACAGUCGCAGCAGGAUCAGGCUCGCCGCAAAAAGAUGUCGCGAGCGCACGACGGGAUUCUGAAGUACAUGCUGAAGAUGAUGGAAGUCUGCAAGGCCCAGGGUUUCGUGUACGGUAUAAUCCCGGAGAAGGGCAAGCCGGUGGGCGGAAGCUCUGACAACCUGCGCGCGUGGUGGAAGGACCAGGUGCGCUUCGACCGCAACGGGCCCGCCGCCAUCGCGCGCUACAACGCGGAGCAGGCUGUAGCGGCCGGCAAGAAGGACCACCAGCCCGCAGGCCUGCUACAGCUCACCACGCCAAACACGCUACAAGAGCUUCAGGAUACGACGCUCGGGUCGCUGCUAUCCGCGUUAAUGCAGCAUUGCGAUCCGCCGCAGCGGAGGUAUCCGUUGGAAAAGGGAAACCCCCCUCCGUGGUGGCCGAGCGGGGACGAGGAUUGGUGGCCGCAGCUGGGGAUGCCACGUGGCAGCGGUCGUCCUCCUUAUAAGAAGCCGCACGAUUUGAAAAAGGCGUGGAAGGUCGGGGUGCUGACGUCGGUGAUAAAGCAUUUGUCGCCGGACAUCGCACGGAUUCGCAAGCUCGUGCGACAGAGCAAGUGUUUGCAGGAUAAGAUGACGGCGAGAGAAAGUGCCACGUGGCUCGCUGUGCUGGAUCAGGAGGAGGCGUCGCUGCUGCACGCGCAGGGGAAGCCGCUUCCGCCGGGCGCGGCGGAAUACGACCCCUUCCGCGUCGACCUUCCGCCCUUCGUCUCCGCGAACGGCGGCGUGGGAUGCGGUGACUACCUCGCCGGAGCGCUGCAGGCACUUCAGCAGCAACAGCAGCAGCAGCGAAGCGCUGCAGCGGAAGGGGCGACUGCCGGGAAACCCCCCGCUGUGGGCGCCGCCGGCGUCGGCGGAAAGCCCGCCGCCACCAUGAAAACCGAGCCGCUGUCGUGGAUGCCGGCGGUGACGAAUCACAUCCCCGCAAAUCCUGCCGCCACUGACGCGGCUCCGGGUCAGGCGCCGGGGAAUGCCGAAAAGCUGCUAAUCUUAGGGGACAGCAGUGAUGCUGCUGCUGGGAAUCCCGGAGGCGAUGAUGACGUGGCACCGCCAAUUGAGGCGGUGCUUGCGGGGGUUGAGAUGCUGCCCGAGCACAGAGUUUUCAUGUGCCCGUUCGACCGCUGCCCGCGGCACUUGUGGCGCAACGCGUUUUCCGACCGCGCCUCGCGAAACCUUCACCAAGCGAACUGCGCGUUCCGCCCUAGCGGCAAGGGGGAGGGGGAUUCCGCCGCCGGUACUCCGAAGAAAGCAACGGGCGGAAACGCGCCUGCUCCUGCCACGUCAGCGAUAUCCUCCGCGCCGCCAGCCGCUGCCGCGAAGGCAUCAGGUGGACCGGGCAAGGCUAGAAACGCUUCCGCUGCCGCGUCUGCCGCCGCAUCAGCCGCUGCUGCUGGUAACCCCUCAUCAGCUUCCACCAUGUUCGCAGGAAGCUUCGUCCCGCACAUGCCACGUCAACAUCCAGGCGCACCCGACGGCGGGGCGCCUUUCCUGCCACCCCACCACCUGCGCCACGCGUCCCUGCUCAGGCAGGGAAGCUUCCCAGGAGAUUCCUACCACCCGGGGGGCCCUGGAAACAUGAUGGGCAUGGGCGCAGGUAUGGCUCGAGCUGGCAAUGCUUCUGGUGGUGGUGCUUCUGGUGGGGUUGGGGAGGAGGUGUUUCGGGAAGUGAUGCUGCAAGGACAGGCGAUGCAGCAGCAGAGGAGGAAAGACACAAAGCAGCAACAGCAGCAGCAGCAGCAGCAGGGGUUUUUGGAAGGAAGAGACGACUCUCAGGAGCAGGGAGGGCAGGCAGAGGAGCAAAACGUGGGCAGCAGCAACGCUCGCUCUGCUUCCCUAAACCCCUUGGCUCGAGUCACUGCUGCGUCUCUCCCUCCCUUCCGCCGCAACUACAGCGACCAGAACCUUCCGCUGUGCGCGAUCACUGGUGGUGUUGCCAGUGGCGUGGCUGGUGGUAUGGCAUCAGGUGGCAGGAGCGGCGCAACUGCUGCUGGAGGGGGCAACGGCGCCAGUGCUGCCAGUUCUGGCGGCGGAGUGACAGUUGGGGCGAAGCGGAGGGCGUUAUCCGAUGCGGAGGCUGUUCUCGCCAGCAACCCAGACUUUUUCGCCUCGGUCCUCGAAGAUUCAUCGAAUCUGGACGGUAUGAUUCAUCUAGAGGGCAUGCUGCAUCAGCAGCAGCAACCGAGCUUGGGAUCUCCCCAUGAGACUAUUACGGAUGAUGGGGCAGGUCGGGGAGGAGGUUCGGGCCAAGCCGGAGCAGCAGGUUCGGGGAUGAUUUCAUCUAAUGCUAGUGCCAAUGGUAUUGCAAACGGCAAUGGUACUGCCAGUGGUAAUGGUGGGGACGCUGGUGGGGCAGCCGUGGGGCAGAGCGGAGGGGGUGCAGUGGGGAUGGAGGAGGAUGUGGAUGACAGCUUGUUUGGGUUCAGCUUUGGAGCGAUAGGCAAUCAGGAUCACAUGAGACUGCUGAACAACCUCAUGGAUGAGGAGUUGUGCUACUUCGGUGCGUGA
Closterium sp. Naga37s-1 is the source of this 2793-nucleotide messenger RNA. Lineage: Eukaryota; Viridiplantae; Streptophyta; Zygnematophyceae; Desmidiales; Closteriaceae. The record is from the annotation of a GenBank genome assembly.